CCAAUUUCUACGCCACUGUUGAUUCUCCAACUCUCCCCCUUUCAAUUCUCGAUACCCUCCCUCAUGGCUACAGCGAUGGUUCUCGACCCCAAACCUACUCCAUCCCUGCCGCCGCCGACGCGACCUCUGGCAGAAUCGGACGCGUCUUCCCUCUCCACUGACCUGGAGGAUGAUUUGUACUCCCGGCUGAAGACGCUGCAGAGGCAGCUAGAGUUCUUCGAGAUACAAGAAGAAUACGUUAAGGAUGAACUUAAGAAUCUCCGGCGAGAGUUGCUGCGUGCGCAGGAGGAAGUGAAGAGGAUCCAAUCGGUGCCCCUCGUCAUUGGCCAGUUCAUGGAGAUGAUCGAUCAGAACAACGCUAUCGUUGGGUCGACUACGGGAUCGAAUUAUUAUGUGAGAAUUCUCAGCACUAUCAAUCGGGAGCUUCUCAAGCCCUCCGGAUCCGUCGCCCUCCACCGCCACUCUAAUGCCCUCGUCGACGUCUUGCCCCCCGAAGCCGACUCCAGUAUUUCUCUUCUCAGCCAAUCGGAGAAGCCCGACGUUAAUUACACCGAUAUUGGCGGAUGUGACAUUCAAAAGCAAGAAAUUCGUGAGGCUGUAGAAUUGCCUUUGACUCACCAUGAGUUGUACCAGCAGAUUGGUAUCGAUCCUCCACGUGGUGUGCUGCUCUAUGGUCCACCUGGCACUGGGAAAACCAUGCUUGCGAAGGCUGUCGCUCACCACACAACUGCAUCAUUCAUCAGAGUUGUGGGUUCAGAAUUUGUUCAGAAGUACCUGGGAGAGGGCCCAAGAAUGGUUCGUGAUGUUUUCCGUUUAGCCAAAGAAAAUGCACCUGCAAUUAUUUUCAUUGAUGAGGUGGAUGCCAUAGCUACAGCUAGAUUUGAUGCACAAACUGGAGCUGACAGAGAGGUUCAGAGAAUUCUCAUGGAACUGUUGAAUCAGAUGGAUGGAUUUGAUCAAACAGUUAAUGUAAAGGUUAUCAUGGCCACUAAUCGUGCUGACACUUUGGAUCCUGCUCUUCUGCGUCCUGGAAGACUUGAUCGUAAAAUUGAGUUUCCUCUACCAGAUAGACGGCAAAAAAGGCUCGUUUUUCAGGUUUGCACUGCAAAAAUGAAUUUAAGCGAUGAAGUGGAUUUGGAAGACUAUGUAUCUCGGCCAGACAAAAUUAGCGCAGCUGAGAUUGCAGCUAUUUGCCAAGAAGCAGGAAUGCAUGCAGUGAGGAAGAAUCGGUAUGUUAUACUCCCCAAGGAUUUCGAGAAGGGUUACAGAUCCAAUGUGAAAAAGCCCGACACUGACUUUGAUUUCUACAAGUGAUCAAUCAGCAUGUGCUUGAAAACUUUAAAGUGAGUAAUCGAUCAUACUCUCCAGAAUAUGUUAAAUUGAUUAUUAUCUCACUCUACCAUGAAAAACAAACUACUGUUUUAUAUGAUUUUCGGUAUUUCUGAUU
Molecule: messenger RNA, 1447 nt
Organism: Andrographis paniculata
Lineage: Eukaryota; Viridiplantae; Streptophyta; Magnoliopsida; Lamiales; Acanthaceae
Product: 26S proteasome regulatory subunit 6B homolog
Exons: 6
Coding region: 64-1314 (416 amino acids)
Biological process (GO): proteasome-mediated ubiquitin-dependent protein catabolic process
Cellular component (GO): proteasome regulatory particle, base subcomplex
Molecular function (GO): ATP binding; ATP hydrolysis activity; proteasome-activating activity
Source: RefSeq, a predicted model, not a curated record